AGACGUCUUUGAGUCUUUCUUUAUUUUAUUCUUUAGGGUUAUAAUAUAUGUUCUGUUAUUGGCCGAAAGGCAAUAUAUUGCUGAAACAAUUACUCCAAGAGAGAUACCUGAAGGUGCUUUAAUACUCGUAUGUUUUGCUUGUUGGGUACAUACCUGGCGUACAAUACAACAACAAGGAAUCAUAGCAGCUUCUACUGUUGUUAUGAAUAUGAAUGUAUGUGUAUGGUGCCGAUGGUCUCUUGCCCAUACACACAGCCACUCCAUACAUGAAGGACCUGAACGGACCAUAAUAACAGAAAUAAUAUAUCCAAGAGAGAUUCCACCAGGAGGACUGGUUUUCUAUGCUUGUUGGGUAGCAACAUGUAAAAAUGUGGAGCAUGCUAUAAGGAUUGAGGAUAAUCGGCAAACUCCAACCCCAUCUAGCCUUCACCAAGACUAAUGUAUGCAUGGUGUAGAAUGUCUCUACACCGAAAGCUAAAACACAUUGCUCGUGGUCCUGUAAGAGAUAAACUUGCAGCAAGAAUUUACCCAAAUCAGUUACCAGAAUAUGUGCUUAUUUGUUCCAACUGUUGGACACAUGCACAGGAAAAUAUAGGAAUAGAGCAAGAAGUUGUGCAACAAAUUGAUAUGCAGCCACCAAGUGCAUCAAUAACACUUGAUGGUUUUACACACACAACGCAGACAAGUGCUCAUUGUUUUGUGCCGGCUUGUAACAAUGUAGAACGAAAUAGAGUGCCGGAAUACUUAAGAAAAAUUAUAUAUAUUUUAUUAUUAUUUUUAUAAUAUAUAAUCAAUCACACAAUAAAUGAUUUAAUUAGUAGGAAUUUAUUAAUACCCGAGGGCUUGUUUGGAAACAGAGAGGCAAGAGUACCAAUAAUAAUAUGUGAUGGUACCUAUAUAUCUUCAAACAUCAUCCAACUACUUGUUUCAAAAACAAACUUAUAGCUUGCACAAAUAUAGAAACCUUGUUAAACCUUUUCUCAUUGUUGCCACUGAUGGUUACAUUAUUGAUAUUUUGGGGCCCUAUCCAACAACCAAAUCAGAUUAUGACAUCAUGAAAACUUUGUUCCAAAAUGAAAAUGAGGGUCUAAGGGCUUUUUUUUCAGCCCAAUGAUGUUUUCAUUUUGUAUCGAGGCUUUCGUGAUUCCAUUCCAAUGCUAGAGGGGUUGGGCUUCAAAGCAUUUAAACAUGAAUCCUAAGAACAAGGAGAGACUCAGUUAUCGACCAUCAAUACGAACAAGACAAGGUGUGUGACACUAUGCAGAUGGGUGGUAGAGGUAGUUAAUGGUCGAUUUAAAAGAGACUAAGCAACUGGGACAUGAAUAUUUUGAUUUGGCUGCCACCCAUUUUGUUACGGACAGCGAGAGACCCGCCGCCCCGUCGCCCCUUCGUUCCCCGUUACGUCCCGCGCACCCCGCACGCCGGCGCUGAUCACGCGAUAUCGGGCAACCAAUCCGCGCGCGUGCGGCGAAAAUUGCCAUCGGGCGGCCAACCCGACGAAAUGAAGCGCUCUUCUCGGAAAUAUAAGAAGGGCGCCUCGGACGGUCGUUGUUCAUUCGGGUUCAUUCGGGUUCCUUCGGAUCAUUCAGAAGCAUUCACUCGGAAGCGGCAAGGAAGAAUCAAGACAGAAGACUCCAUACUGAAGACCUCCCUUUUGUAUAGUGAUUAGUUAAUGUACCGAACCCUUUGUAAAUAGUGAAUAUAGUAUAAUUAAAAGUACCAUCUUUUCUUCGAGCAGUCCCCUAGUAUAGCUAACCUCACACCGCCAGUUAAAAUACCAAAUACAGUCCACUACUCUCCAUCCACUUUAUCUUGGUCCAUCGUCGCCGGAUAGCAGCCAG
Parnassius mnemosyne (clouded apollo) is the source of this 1841-nucleotide messenger RNA. NCBI's taxonomy places the organism in Eukaryota, Metazoa, Arthropoda, Insecta, Lepidoptera, Papilionidae. The record is from the annotation of a GenBank genome assembly.